AUGGCCAGUGCAGAAAUCUUGAGUGGCGAGCAUGUCACAGCGGUGACGCUGCAAAAUUAUAUCAAGGACAUGCAUGCGCUGAAUAAACACCUGGAGCCGUUCGUCGGCGAGGGUGAGUAUUCAAAGCUGCGGGUGGAGACAAACAAGACACUCAGUGACGUGCACGAGUGUCUGGAGCAUGACGUCAGGGCGGCAUGCUUUGACCCACCGAAGGCCGCGUCCUGGUUGGGGGAGGCCAUCUUGCACCUGCCCAGCCCUUCAGAGACUGCUGCGAUCAAGGACCAAAUGGAUCGCAUUGUCUACGAGGAGAUCACGGUGGACCAUGUCGGGACAAUGCUCACCGACAAUGAGCUGCUGGACUGGCGCUCUAGCUGCGAGGAGUACGAAGACUGCAACAUCGAAGAGAUCUGGUGGGCAAUUAGCUGGCCCGCAGACCCGAACGCGCACACCCCCCUUCAUCUUGUUGUCUGCGCGGCGGCAUUAGCUGCCUCAAAACUCAAUUGCGCCGCCAAGGCCGCCACUGCUGUGAAUGCUGCUGCGGAGCAUGCCAACGCUCUCUACCUUGUGGCACUGGAGGACACGGACACUGCAACACUUGCCUGCGAAGCCUCUCAGGCAGUGUCAAAAGCAAAUGAGGCGAAGUCCCUUGCAGCGGCCGCAGCCGAAGCCGCCGGCGUCGCGAUGGCCGAGAGCUGCUUCUGCCCCAGCACGAGUGUGACGACUGAGCCGCUACCCACCGUUCAUAAUGGUGUGAUGCCGUACUUUGCGCACUUCAUCGAUGUCAAGCGCAAGUUCAUGGAAGCUUCAGGCGCAAAGUGGGAGCAGCUGAAGAACUAUGGUGGGGUCAUCUCAAUCCUUGACAGGCUAUUCUGUGGGAACCUGGCCAUGUUGUGCAACAAUGUCAGGCUCGGCAAGACGAUCCAGGUGGUGGCGACGAUGUGUUACCUCGACUUUGCGCACCAGCACCACCAGAAGCAUGGCAAGUGGCCAGGGCAGUUCGGCAGUGACCCGGAGAAGUAUAAGCUGCAGCCGAUCGCAAGCCGAGUUCAUGUUAUUGUAGUGCCAAACAGUCUCUCAGCGCAAUGGUGGAGCGAGCUGGAGCAGGUGCUGCUCCCUCAGUUGGUGAUCGUGCUGCCUUACGAAGGCACAAGCAAGGACACCAGCCACGCGCCUGUCUUCGAGGUCCUCCGCCAUGUGAGGGGUGACAUGCUCAUCCUCGUUGUUUCUGUGACAGCUCUCAUGCAUGACCUCGUGACUGCCUGCCCAUCAGUGCAUGACUGGCAGUCAUUGAACUUAGUCCUCAAGUUCCGUGAGCCGUAUACCGCCAACACACUGUUCCGCGCUGACUUCACGCCCACCUCUCUCUUCAUCGACGAGAUGCACGACUACCGCAAGCCUGGUCAGGCAUUUCGCGCAGUGUGCAGGUCAUCAGAGAAGACAAAGCUGAUCAUUGGAAUGUCCACAAUGCUGGUGGUGAUGAAGCCUGCAGACUUGUGUAACCAGGCCAUCCUUCUAUGA
Messenger RNA from Epithele typhae, 1518 nucleotides. RefSeq lists its product as uncharacterized. The record is from RefSeq and is a predicted model, not a curated record. The coding region runs from base 1 to 1518 and encodes 505 amino acids. The transcript is spliced from 6 exons. Gene Ontology annotation, molecular function: ATP binding; ATP-dependent chromatin remodeler activity. Lineage: Eukaryota; Fungi; Basidiomycota; Agaricomycetes; Polyporales; Epitheliaceae.